UUCCGUAGCUGAUUCCUUCCUCCUGUCUCUUUCUCACUGUGAGAACAUGGAUCCUCUCAACUACUUAGUUCCGGUAUUUUAGUGAAAAGUGAAUUUUGUUUCGGGGUCAACAGCCUCCCUCUGGGUUUAUUCAUUCACCUGGACGCCAUGUUUGUCACCACGGGCUCUCGGGGCCUCUAUAUGGCUCCUCUGUCUAAAGGCCUUCUGUUAGUUCUUAAUGGGCUGACAGUGAUGCUGACCCUGCUGCCACAGUACGAAGACAUGUUUGUGUACAACCUGCAGGCUAUCACACAACAGCACCAGGUGUGGAGGUUGUUGUGUGGCAGACUGAUCUGUCUGGAUGUGAAGGACUCCUUCUGCAGCAGCCUGCUGAUAUACAACUUUCGAAUCUUUGAGAGAAGGUUUGGUACCAGGAAGUUUGCUUCUUUCCUGUUGGGCUCUUGGUGUCUCUCUGCACUGGUGGAUUUCCUUUUGGCCCAAACUUUCCAGUAUUUGUUUGAAUAUGAAGUGGAGGAACUGCCUGCAGGACUGCUUGCUCCUGUCUUCUCUCUAUUUGUGCCUUUCUACCUGUCAAUCCCAAGAAUGCCAGUCACCCAAAUACUGGGUCACAUCCACAUCACCAACAAGUCUCUGGUUUACAUUGUAGGCUUGCAGCUGUUGACUUCCAGCCCUUUCAUGUGGCUCCUUGCACUUAGUGGACUGAUCUCAGGUGGACUGUACCACUCCAAUGUUCUGUGGUUACAGAAGAUCCUUUUUGUCCCUGCCUGGGUGUCUAAUGUUGGACGCUAUAUUCUAGAGCCAUUCUUCUCAAGUUCUCAGCCCACUGAUGAGACUCCUGUAGGGAUGGGGGCCACUCUGGACAUUCAGAGGCAACAGAGAAUGGAUCUGCUCGACCAGCAGCUGCUGCUGGCUCAGUACAACGAGGCCCGGAGGACCACCAGACAUCAGCCGCAGGCUGGGUUGUUGCAGUGGACCAGACUCUUUCCGUCCCUGAGGCAGAGAGGACAAAACCGACCUCCAGUGCAGCCGCACCCUCAAGCUCAGACACCUACGCAGCCAUCGUUACUAGAAAACUCCCCUGUCGCAGAAGAGCAGGUUGCACGGUUGGUGGAAAUGGGCUUUUCCAGGAUCGAUGCCCUCGAGGCCCUCAGAGCUUCAAAUAACGAUAUUAAUAUGGCAACUAACUUCCUCCUGCAACACUGAGGGAAAAGAUAAGGGAGGUAAUUAAAAAAGGUGAAUAAAGAUGGCAAAUGAAAGAAUCGACCACAACUGAAAAGCAAAAUGGAGAAAAAUAGUUGCACCGAACCAAAGAAAGAGAAUGCAGGAGAGAACGUUCAAAUGUAUAGAUCAUUUGGAGGCAGUGUCGCCGCUCCCUGAAGUAACCUGAACUGAGGCCGAUAGCAGAUUGGUUAGAGAAGAAGUGUGAAGCACAUUAGUUUCAUAGCUCUCUGACAGCCAUACAAGGCAGAUGACUUGGAGCUAUAACCCCAAUAUAAGCCCUAGGAAAAAUAUACAACAGGUCUGGGCUUUCUGUGUACUACACAUUCAAAAUAUUAGUUUUUAGUACAAUAUGGUGACUUAUUUCUUUUAUUCAAACUGAUGUUGAACUGCACAGAUCAGCUGAUGUCUCACAAAAUGUAAAAUACAAUUUUAUGUAACCUGAUGUCAUAGUGCCACUUUCAAAAUUUUGAAACUGAAUUUUAUUGAUAAUUAGAAAUUCUAACAAGGAAUAUACAGUUUUUAAAACAACACAUCAGAGAACGAUAUAAAGUAGCGUCCACUUGCUGCAGCCAUCAACAGCAGAAGGUUGAAUUGUCCACAAGAAGAUGGAGUUUGAAGUAUCUUUGAGUGUUGUAACCAGAUUCAUAUGAUUUUACCACUCCGUUUUAUGCCAUCGUGGUUUCAUGGAUGUAGCGGGGCUAAGCCUUUUCAUGUGCGAGGAGUUUUAAUACAGCAUUUAGCCUGACGGACAGGAACUAAUGAGCCACACAUCUUUGGCGCUGACUGGUUUGGCUCCUUUUUAUAGCAGGGUGCUGGUCAGAGAGGCUUUCUCAGGAUCUGUGAGGCGACUUGUUUCGUCCGUAAGACCAUUUUUACAGACCGAGUGCACAUACACUGUCAGGAUUUAUUUAUUCUGUCUUAACUGAGUAUUCACCUGUUAGCACUCUGCUCUGAAUGGUCAGUCUUAAAGAUUGGUUCGUAUUUAUUAUGCAAUAUCACUACAAGGAGAAAUUUAUGGGAACUAUGCACUGCAUAGAAUCUACUUUGUGUAAAUAAACAUCCCUUUGAGAGAAGUAAUAUUGCAGCCACUGUGUAUUGAUGUCAAAGACA
Nematolebias whitei (Rio pearlfish) is the source of this 2331-nucleotide messenger RNA. It is a transcript of the gene ubac2, whose product is annotated as UBA domain containing 2. The record is from RefSeq and is a predicted model, not a curated record. Gene Ontology annotation, molecular function: serine-type endopeptidase activity; protein binding. Lineage: Eukaryota; Metazoa; Chordata; Actinopteri; Cyprinodontiformes; Rivulidae. Bases 148 to 1203 code for a protein of 351 amino acids. The transcript is spliced from 10 exons.